This is a messenger RNA of Apus apus (common swift), 4192 nucleotides long. RefSeq names its product angel homolog 2 (gene ANGEL2). Bases 145 to 1824 code for a protein of 559 amino acids. Gene Ontology annotation, biological process: 3'-UTR-mediated mRNA stabilization. Gene Ontology annotation, molecular function: mRNA 3'-UTR binding; 3'-5'-RNA exonuclease activity. NCBI's taxonomy places the organism in Eukaryota, Metazoa, Chordata, Aves, Apodiformes, Apodidae. The record is from RefSeq and is a predicted model, not a curated record. The transcript is spliced from 9 exons.
GGCGCUGCCGCCCGGGCGGGGAGGCGGCGGGCGGAGCUGGCGCUGCCCUGGGAUGACCCCCUCUGGGGGAGCCGGGGUUACGCGGAGCCGGUAGCGGGGCCCCCCUGGGCCAGGCCCGCGCCCGGGCCCACCGGGAGGCACUCCAUGCUUCCCCGUCAUGUGCAGAGGCUGGGCAGAGACUGGAUCACCCACUGGAAUGGUUCUCAGAUACUCACCUGGAACAGCCCAGUUUCCAACUGUAUGAGAUGGGCUGGACACUAUCCCUGGGCCUCAUUUCCACUUCCUGUUUCAACUGAUUUCUCAACAAACUGGAGACUCCCUCCAUUUUUUGGACCUUGGAGAUAUUUUCAGAACUCCAACUGGCAGCUUGAUAACUUCAUGCAAAGUUCUUGCUUUCACCUACCUAAUCCCAGUAUGAAAUCUGAGGGAGAAGAACCACUGACAAAGAAGAGAAGACUCAGUGGCCAGCAUGAUACUUUAACUCCUGAAGAAGAAGCAAGCUUCUCUAAUCAGAAGGAAGCAUUGUGUCUUUCUGCAGCACAGAAUGAAGAAAAAAAUAGCAGCAAGAAACGAACCGUCAAAAGACACUGGGAAUAUUUCUGUCAGCACAGCAGAACAAUGAAAAUCUCUGAAAAUAAAGAAACUGACCAAAGCAGUACAGAAAGGGAGGGAAAAUUUGAUUUUACAGUCAUGUCCUACAAUAUCCUGUCACAGAGUUUGUUAGAAGGUAACUCCCAUCUGUACAAACACUGCAGGCAACGCUUGUUAAUUUGGACCUACAGAUUUCCCAACAUCCUACAAGAGAUCAAACAGCUGGAUGCAGAUGUACUCUGUUUACAAGAAGUCCAAGCAGACCACUAUAGAACAGAGAUCAAGUCAAGUUUGGAAUCCUUGGGGUAUCACUGUGAGUAUAAAAUGAGGACAGGGAGAAAACCUGAUGGCUGCGCUAUUUGCUUCAAAACUUCCAAAUUUAGCCUGAUCUCCUCAAACCCUGUGGAAUUUUUUCGUCAUGAUAUUCCACUUUUGGAUAGAGACAACGUUGGACUGGUGUUGCUUCUGCAGCCGAGAUUUCACUGCAAAACUAAUGCUGCCAUCUGUAUAGCCAACACACAUCUGCUGUAUAACCCGAGGCGAGGUGACAUCAAACUGACCCAACUUGCAAUGCUCCUGGCAGAGAUUGCAAGUGUUGCCCCUCAAAAGGAUGGCACCUUCUGCCCAAUUAUCAUGUGUGGUGACUUCAAUUCUGUUCCUGGUUCUCCACUGUACAAAUUCAUAAAGGAAGGAAAGUUAAAUUAUGAAGGACUUGCUAUCGGAAAGGUCUCUGGACAAGAGCAGUUUCCAAGGGGACAAAGAAUUCUAUCUAUUCCAAUUUGGCCAAAAAAAUUGGGUAUUUCGCAAAACUGUGUAUAUGAAAUAAAACAGCAACAAAAAGAAGAAAAUCCAGGAGAAAAAUUGGAAGAAGCAACACAGGACAACACUCAGGAGAUUGUAAUGGCAUCUGAAAAGUUGUCUUCAAAAUUGCAGCACCAUUUUAAAUUGUCUUCAGUCUAUUCCCAUUACUUUCCUGGAACUGGGAUCCCAGAAGUAACAACUUGUCACUCCCGAAGUGCUGUCACUGUGGAUUAUAUUUUCUAUUCUGGAGCAAACGAUGACACAGCUGCCCAGCCAGGAGCAGAGGAUUCUUCUCAUGGAGGUCUGAAACUUCUUGGCAGACUAGCACUUCUAACAGAGAAAGAUCUUUGGACUGUUAAUGGUCUUCCCAAUGAAAAUAACUCUUCUGACCACCUGCCAUUGGUAGCAGAGUUCAGGCUUAUUGAACGGUAAUAUCCAAAGGACUUUUUGUGUAGGUAAAGUUACCUUCACCUUUUCUCUUCAUGAUUGUUAUUUUUUUAAAGGUUAAUUCAAGCACUGCUGGUUCGGUUUAAGUAAGUUUGCAUGCUUGCUGAUUUGUUAGUGUUGUGUAAAAUAGACUUUUUAAAGAGAGUGGUUUUUUUAAGGUGUUUACUUUAUGAAGUCUUUAAGGUAAAAAGAAAAGAUUUCACAUUAUCUCUUUGAUAAUGGACAACAUCUGUGCCAGUGUCAAAAUGGCAUUAUUUUUCACAGAGAUGCUGUAAAUUGUUUUUAUGAUAAAUCAUAGUAAAACUGAUUAUUCUCUGAGAACUGCGUGCUUCUUCAAGUAACACGGAAUGAGGUUGUGUGCAUGCCAGACUUCAUAAUAAGAUGAAAGUAAUAUUUCACUACAAAGUUGCACUGUAGACACUUCUAUCUAAAUACUUCUGCAAAGGAAUUUCCUCAGCUAGAGUGUAGUCAGUGCAAAGGCUGCAAGAUUGGACUUCCAAAGGAAGAAAACAGCUUUACAGUGAGGCAAAUGUUUAUAUUCUAAAAAGGUAAAAACGUAACUUCUAAAAGCUUAAAUGCAGAUAGCAGUCACUAGAAUCUUUUUUAAAGCAUCUGAAGUAAAACCAAGUUUAAUGAGCAUGAAAACUUACAGGAAACUUAACGGAUCCACAAUUGGGGGGGGGGGGGCGGAAUCUGUCCUUGACAUCUUGUGGCUUCAUAUGUAUUGGACAACUGGAGGAAGUGGGGUUUUUUCAUUUAGUUAUUGAAAAUGUCCAGUUGCAUAUUGAAACAACAGAUCCUGAGGUAUUAAAUUAUCAAGAUUUUAUAUUUACUCUCAGAAUGCACUGAUAAACAUUGUGUGCAAAAUAUGAUUUACAAGUUUAAAAAGACUGCCUGGACUGGAAACUUGCAGGGAGCUGGGGUGGAAGGGCUGGAAACAAGUCUUACAACUUGGUCAAACUCCAUAUAGAUGUGUACGUAAAACUAGCUUAAAAAUUAACACUUGGAGAAUUGUCUUUCAGUGCAGUGCUGGAAAACCUGCACUCAUGUUCAUGAAAUCGUUCAGUUACACUUGUCUCCUACAAAGACUUGUUUGUUCUUCUCCAACCUAAUUUGUGCAAUUUUUAUCUGGGUUUCCUUUUCCUGACUGCAGAAUUACAGCUGCAGUUACUUCAUGCUUUGAGAAUAAUGCAGGAACCACAAUGGUAGUAACUGCAAAGCCAGCUGAAUUGAAAAAGUUUUUGGAAAAAUAUUGCUACCUCCAAAAACUUUCCACUGAAAUUGCUUGGAAUUUGGAAGGAAGCUAUUUUUCUUGUAAGUAAUUGUGACUGAGGAGCUUUUGUCUACUUGCAGUUAAUAGUCAUAUUAAUGCUGUCGAUGACUAUUCAAUAUUCAGACUCUAUUCAGAUACUUAAAAUCAGACAUUCCCAAAGCUGGAGCUGAUAGAUGCAAACAUACUUAACCAGCUGCAACAGAUGUCUGGUAGAUGCUGGUUACAGCUAAAAACAUUGUUCAGCUGUAGCAAGCUCUGUAGCCUGUGUUAGGAGCAAGAAGGUUUGCUAGCUGGGAGGGCUGCAUGUUGUCUCCAGUGCAGAGAGAAAUGUGAGAUCCUGACAGUGCUGCUUUAGAGCACUGCUGGCAAAGAAGCUGCUGAACAGGGGAAGGUGGGUAAGAAGAAAGUUUUGCUAUUUUGAAUAAGCUUUAACUUAAGUAUCACUUUUCUGGCUUGUCUAAAGCCUCAUCUUCUCCAGACGAUCUCCAGAGGUUUUGAAUCAUUGCCCAUCUCUUUUACAGAGUAGCACUUACUUAGGUCUGCCCAAACACCUAGUUACUUACAAUACUGGUUUGAAACUUAAUUUAAAAGCAAAUGCUUCUGAGUUGCUGAUCAACUAUUUCCAUAAUGGAUUUCUAUUUGGAUUAGUGUGUGUUGCUGCGACAUCUUUUUAAUAGCCAAAUUCCUCAAGGCAGUAGAGAUAGCCUUUUGAAAAAUAUACCCACUUCCCUGGUAACCACAUGAUACUGCCUUAAGGGUAAGAUUUAUUUUACUUCAUUAGUGCAUGUUAUUAUAUGUGUUACUAUAUGUUCUGUGCUUUCUUUUACAAAAGGGGAAACUGUCACCUCACUUUUGAUGACAGUAACAUGGGGAAGGGGCCAAGGUACUACUAAAAGAUAAAACCAUGAUGUGCUGCUUGACAUGAUGUAGUCAUCAGUGCUGUUAUUAUUCCAUAACAAUGUAUUUUCAGUGUUUAGAGACUCUCUUCCAUAGAACCCAUUAAUAGUUAGGUACAGGGUGGAUCUAAGGCCUUUAUGUUCAGUGAUUUCUUCAUAAAAUAAUAAAUAAUAUUGUUAAAUA